AUGACGCUCUCAUACAAGGAGGUAGGCGUUGACGUACCCGGCAUUGAACGCAGUCUGUCCGGCAUGGCCAAGCUUGUCUCCUCCACGCACGGGCUGCAGAGGAAGGCAGGCGUCACGCGGGGGUUCGGACACUAUGCAGGAAUCGUGGAGAUUCCUGGCGGGGAUCUUAUCGCAACACACACCGACGGCGUGGGAACAAAGACCAUGAUCGCCAGCCAGAUGAAAAGAUACGACACCGUCGGAAUCGACUGCAUGGCAAUGAACGUAAACGACAUAGUCUGCGUGGGCGCCACGCCCAUCUCAUUUGUGGAUUAUAUCGCGGCAAACACGAACAACGCGGAGAUACUCCAGGACAUCGUCCGGGGUCUGGUGGUGGGGGCAAAGAUGGCCCAUGUUCCCAUAGUCGGGGGCGAGACUGCCAUCAUGCCGGAUCUCUUUGCGGGAGAGGAGUUUAUCUUUGAUCUGGCAGGCGCCGUGGUCGGCCUGAUCCCCGGGGGACGCAUGAUGCUGGGCGACGCAAUAGAGCCUGGCGACGUGAUAAUCGGUGCAGAGAGCACCGGCAUACACUCAAACGGGUACACCCUGGCGCGCAAGGCGCUGGCAGGGUACUCCCUGACAGAAUCCAUCGAAGGCGUGGGUAUCCUGGGCAACGCACUCCUUGAACCCACUGCAAUCUACUCCGGGCCCGUCCUUGAGGCCGUCGAGGGAUGCGAGGUACACGGCCUUGCCCACAUAACAGGCGGCUCCUUUACCAAGCUGCUAAGACUCAAGGACGCGGGAUACCAGAUAGACUCCCUGCCAGAGACGCCUCCGAUAAUGCGGCUGAUUCAGGACCAGGGGAUCAGCAGGACAGAGAUGUACAAGACAUUCAACAUGGGUGUGGGCUUUUGCAUAAUCGCGCCGGAGGAUCAGGCAUCCUCGAUAGCCGGCAUCUUCGGGCGGCACGAGAUCAGAACCCAUGAGAUAGGCAGGAUCGUCCACGGGAAUGGCGUGUUUGUAAACGCGGAGAGAGUCGCGUGA
Messenger RNA from Geodia barretti, 1020 nucleotides. The record is from the annotation of a GenBank genome assembly. Lineage: Eukaryota; Metazoa; Porifera; Demospongiae; Tetractinellida; Geodiidae.